UUCGAUCGCUCUACGACUCUACACGGUGCUGGUCUUGGGUGCUCAUCUUCACCUCUCUCUCGCCCCCUUGACUGCUCUUCAACCUACUUCACCAUGGCAGAAGAGUUCCCGUACAAGAUAGUUACGCUGCCAGACGAGGAGAACGAACAGAUCAAGAGAGAUUUUAAAGGGUACAUCUCUGGGGCUGUGAAGGUAGAACCGUUGGGGUACUUCUUCCAAGGUAUCUAUCAGGACUAUGCCCAUCGCUACUACACCCUUCCCGUCAGGAGCACCGAUGUCUUUGUGGCCAGUUACCCGAAGUGUGGUACGACUUGGACCCAGGAGAUGGUGUGGUUGUUGGUCCACAACCUUGACUAUGAGGGAGCCAAAUGUAGACUUGAUAAGCGAUUUCCAUUCACUGAAGAAGACUCUGUUAUUGAUUCUCGAAUUUUUAAACUUCCGGGGAUCAUGAAGUUGGACGUUCAACCUCCAGAACCAGGAAAAUCCUUGGAUAUGGUACGGACUCUGCCCGACCCUCGCUGUCUUAAGACUCACAUGCCGUUCUCUCUUCUCACACCGGGGAUCCUUGAUACAUGCAAGAUGAUUUACGUGGCGCGUGACCCCCGUGAUGUCGUCGUCUCGUACUACCACCACCAUCGUAUGUGGGCACCACACUGCUACAACGGAGAUUUUAAGAAGUUCUUCAACUACUUCCUUAGUGAUCAAGGUAAAGUGUGAUGUAGUAUUGUUGUUGUU
This is a messenger RNA of Homarus americanus (American lobster), 735 nucleotides long. Its product is annotated as luciferin sulfotransferase-like. The coding region runs from base 94 to 717 and encodes 207 amino acids. Gene Ontology annotation, biological process: sulfation. Gene Ontology annotation, cellular component: cytoplasm. The transcript is spliced from 5 exons. The record is from RefSeq and is a predicted model, not a curated record. NCBI's taxonomy places the organism in Eukaryota, Metazoa, Arthropoda, Malacostraca, Decapoda, Nephropidae. Gene Ontology annotation, molecular function: sulfotransferase activity.